AUGUACGACACUACUUCACAUGCCGGGACACUGGUCUGGAGCUUAGAGCUUCUGAUGGGAGAUACUUGGGGCAGCAUGCUACUCUUGGCCGCCGCCGCAGCCGUCCUGGCGCUAUGCGACCUGCAGCAGCACGUGGCGGUAGGCACGUACUACGACAUCGCCAGCCCCAACUACCCGCAAAGCUACACGGCGGGCACGCAGUGCCGCUGGCGCGCCACCGCCGACGCCGGCGCGCAGCUCAAGCUCUCCUGCGGCGUCUUCCAGCUGCCCGCGGUGAGUCUCCGCCAUGCCGCCUAA
Messenger RNA from Gryllus bimaculatus (two-spotted cricket), 297 nucleotides. The record is from the annotation of a GenBank genome assembly. NCBI's taxonomy places the organism in Eukaryota, Metazoa, Arthropoda, Insecta, Orthoptera, Gryllidae.